Molecule: messenger RNA, 439 nt
Organism: Somion occarium
Lineage: Eukaryota; Fungi; Basidiomycota; Agaricomycetes; Polyporales; Cerrenaceae
Source: the annotation of a GenBank genome assembly
AAACGCAAGCUGGCUUGGUAGAAUGUCCACCACGAAGCUUUCCCAACAGCUGCACCGUAUAGCGGCUCAAUGGCCAGGAGAUCCAUUUAGACCCCAUCUCCAGCUCAAAACACUCUUAGAGUCACUUGCUGACCAUCCUCAGCUAACCCCGCACGCUGUGCGAGCAGCAGAUGCCCUGUUGCAUAACCAGAUCCAGAAGAAGUACAAGCUGACUGAUAAGAUGUUGCGGCCAAAAUCCGUGCCCAAGCAUUACGAACGGCUUGUCGAAGGUGUUGAGAAGAGUGCUCGAGGUAUCGGCCGACCGUGGUGGAAAAUCUUCUUCAAUAUCUGGUAAACAUCUGUGGACACCGAGAAAGCUAUUGAUAUCAUACUGUUCCCUACAAUGUGUCCUUGUGAGCUUGCAGCUUGUAUGAUUGGAUCAUUAUCUUUAGAAAUGCCG